This is a messenger RNA of Dendronephthya gigantea, 1699 nucleotides long. RefSeq names its product caspase-8-like. The record is from RefSeq and is a predicted model, not a curated record. The transcript is spliced from 2 exons. The coding region runs from base 100 to 1275 and encodes 391 amino acids. Gene Ontology annotation, biological process: regulation of apoptotic process; proteolysis. Gene Ontology annotation, molecular function: cysteine-type endopeptidase activity. NCBI's taxonomy places the organism in Eukaryota, Metazoa, Cnidaria, Anthozoa, Malacalcyonacea, Nephtheidae.
AUUCCCUAACUUCAACUUUGCUACUUGAAAAAUUGUUCGAAAAAUAAGUCUUCUGUGCGAAAUCUUUCGUAUAUUCUCCACCGUUCCUGAGCUGGCAGGAUGUCAGAAGUCUUACAAUACCGAUUAAUAAGGAACAAGGAUAUAAUCUUGAAGGAUUUAGAAGCUGAACAAGUUCUGGACUAUCUGUACCAAGAGGACGUGCUUGAUGAUGAUCAGUACGAGGAAGUUAGUAGCAAGGGACCACGAAAAGAACAAUCAGCAUUGCUCUUGAAAUAUGUGGAAAGAGACAGCUCUGCCAUUCAGAAGAUGAUCGAUCGUUUGCAGAGGUCAUCUCAACGCCAUUUGGCAAAGAUUUUGAACGAACCAUUGUCCAAUGAAGUUGAACUUAGCAGAGGUGUCUCCAAAAUGCUUGAGCAAGACAGUCCUAACUACAGUAUGAGGAAUGUGCCCUGUGGCUACGCUGUUAUAAUAAACAAUGCUGAAUUUGACAACACUGUUGAACCGAAACUUGGCAGUCGCGAAGGCUCAGAAGUAGAUGUUAUAAGAAUGACUGAACUAUUCGAAUGGCUGCAGUUUAAUGUAGCCGUCUACAUAAACAAAACUGCUGACGAAAUCGAGAGCAUUGUUCGAAAAUACGGAGUUGAUAUAGAUCACAACAACUUUGACUGUUUUGUGCUAUUUUUAAUGAGUCAUGGGUUUGAAGAUGGCAUAUUCGGCAGCGAUAACAAGAAAGUAUUCAUGGCAAACAUCAGAAGACAGUUGAUAGCAGAUAAAUGCUAUAGUCUGGCAAACAAGCCUAAGUUAAUUUUUGUCCAGGCAUGCCGAGGGGGUAAAACAGACAAAGGAUUUGUUGUGACCGAUAGUCCCAUAUCCAAAGGAACAACAAAGCCUUCCCAAGAGAUAAGUGGCAAUAGUAACCCAACAAGUGCGUCUAGCAAUUUAAACCAACCCUGGAACCAUAGUCAAUAUCAUAUCCCAGACAUUGAUGUGCAGUAUAUACCACAGGAUGCAGAUAUGUUUAUAACAUAUGCAUCAACUGCUAACCAUGCAGCAUUACGUAACACUACAACAGGGGGAUGGUUCGUGACUCAGUUAUAUGAGGUCUUCCGUGAUAAUGCUGAAAAAGAAGAUUUGCAAAGUAUGAUAACUAAAGUGACUGGACACGUUUCUUCAAUAAAGCAUGUAAUUCGAAAUACCAAAGACUAUGCAAUGCAGUGCCCAGAACAUACAGGAAACCUUAGAAAGAAAUUGUUCUUUAACCCAAAGAAGUCCUAACAAUCUGUGGCCUUUGUGGUUUACCCAAAUUACAUUUAAUUUGCAAGCUAUCAGUGUGAAUGUAACUUUGUAAGAUACAGGUCUUUCAUUUUUAGCCAAUUAUGAUUGAUUAUGUUCGGAAACGGUCACCAUUCCUGUCAGAAAAUUGCUUGUUUUAGGUUUAUAUGUUAACUGUGAAUCUGUGAUGUAAGAGACGCAUUGAAAAACGUGAAAAUAAACUAUGUCGUUAGUCGUUACAAAAUGUUGUUGUGAUAAUUGUACGUGUGAAACAGCGAGUAUUUCUUUUCUUAAUCGCCUCCACCCGGCAUGAGACGAGGAACGUCCGCAAAUGCUGAUCGUGCGUUUUUUCACGCUUGGAGGAACACACAAAGAAGACUUUCUUUUAUUAUUAGUAACUGUAAAGCGUAAUAAACUCGUAGUGAAC